AUGGAGAUGGGUCCUCGGCCAUCGGUCUUCUGUGUCAGGCAAAGCCGAGACAAAGGAGAUGUUUGUGAGGCUUUAAAUGUGACAGUCUCUCCUGGACCAACAGUGCGAUACUUUGAGGGAGAUAAUGCUACUCUUUACUGCCACAUUUCUCAAAAGAGAAAGACAGACAAUUUGUUGGCUGUGCGGUGGGUCUUCGCUGCAUCACCUACCCAGGAGCAUCUGAUGAUCAAAAUGACCAAGUUUGGAUCUGUCCAGUAUUAUGGAAAUUAUACUCAUCAUUUCCACAAGCAAAGACUUCAUCUUCUUAAGGAGAAACAUGGAACUAUGUACAAAUUUCUUAUUUUAAGUCUCCAGCAAACAGAUCAAGGACGUUAUAUAUGUAAAGUCCAGGAAAUAGGCAAACACAGGAAUAAGUGGACAGCAUGGUCAAAUGGCACAGCAGCUACUGAAAUAAGAGUGAUUUCAUCAAAAUCUUCUGAUCAUCCCAUUUUCAAGACAAAUCAUGAAGCUUGGAAAUUUUUUGAAGACCUGUAUGUGUAUGCAGUGUUUGUGUGUUCCAUAGGAAUCAUCAGUGUCCUCCUUUUUACACUUGUCAUUCUCUGUCAGUCGCUUCUGAACAAGAGGAGAUCCACAGUGAAGCAUUACCUCGUGAAAUGCCCCCAGAACAGUUCCGGGGAAACAGUUACCAGUGUGACAAGCCUGUCUCCUCUACAGCCUAAGAAGGUAAAGAAAAAGAAAGAAAAAGAGAAACUGGAGCAGCCACCAGCCAUUCCAGCAAAAGCUCCAAUUGCCAAUAAUUUCCCUAAGCCCAAGCUCUUGAAACCUCAAAGAAAACUGAUCCUGCCAAAAAUCGCAGAGGAGAAUUUAACAUAUGCUGAACUUGAACUUAUGAAGCCGAUUCAGGAAGCCAAAGGCAUUCCCAGUACGACAGUCUACGCACAGAUACUCUUUGAGGAGAACAAGCUGUAAUAGUUCAUGCCUGUAUAAAUGUCUUAUGUCUGUGUUCUAUUUAAUUCUUGCUGUACUGUUUAUUUAUAAAAAUCAUACAGAUGUCCUUAUUUUUUUAUUUCCAUUCAUGCACUUCUAUUUUUCUGUGAGACUUCUAAACACCAUGUAGUUGAAAGUAAUCAUAGAAAAAGCAGCUGGUCUACAAGUGAUACCCUUUGUAGAGUUCUAUACCCCUGUUGUAAAUGAACUAAGUUCCACUUGGGGCAUUUUUCACACUAAACAUUAUUCCUUCUUUAAUGUUAAUGGGAAGAGUCCAGCUGCAAACAUCAACAUCUUAACAAGCCUCAGGAGGACUAGUGGCAGGAUCCAUGCCCAUCAGCCUGCUCCUGAAGGCAAAGACCACUGGCUAGGAAAAUGGUCACUUUAAUGCAUUUUAUCCCAUCAGAAAAUAUUAACUCAGUAAAGCUGAGACUUUUUUCUACAGCAAAGGAAAAGCUUAAAUUACUUUUUCAGCUUUUUCCCCCCCUCCAGAAAUAGUUAAAAAGGUUUGUCUUCUAUGUUUUCAAAUUCCAUUCCUAAAUGACAUUGUCUUUAAAAACUUAUGUUACUUUUAGUAAGGUGCUUGAAAUAAAAUAUUCAAAAAUAAUCCAAAGGAAUCACUUAUACUUAAACUGCAGUGAUUUAAGGAAGAAUAUUUAUAGCUUGGGAACAUUUUCCAGGAGUUGAUCUUUUUUAAUUCUGAUUGGGACUAGGAAAAACAUGAUAGUGAGUAAAAGACUGGCAGAACCAGGACACUACUUUUGGCCUUGGUUUAGUUUGGUGCUACCAAACCUGCAAAAGGUUCUUCCUGUGGCCUGCAUUACUGAGCUGCUGAUUUAGAGGAAAAAUCACACAGUUUUUCCUUUAGUAUGGAGCAGAUUCUAUAACACCCUGCUGACUUUGGAGCUAUUUCUUUGGAAAGACCAGAGCUCAUGAGAUAGGGAAAUGAACCCAAUGUGAGGACACAAAGUUACCUUUCUCUUUCUUUACCUCUUGAUAACUGAGAAGGCAUUCUUCCUUUUCCUUUCAUACACAUUCAUGGAAAAUGAGCUUCUUGGGCAUUUCAGUCAUGAAGCAUAGUUGGUCUGAUGUUUUCAAGCUCAUGUAUCUCCAAGUGUCCAAAUUUCACCAAAGCUCAGGGAAAGUCUGAUAUCCAACACCUUUCAGCCCUUGGGAAGCUUUAGCCCUCGAGUAACUGUGGAAUUCAUGGAGAGGUUAAAGCAUGGAUUCUUUAGCUCACCAUCAGGUCACGGAGAUCUGAUACUUGGCAUGUGCCAGGUCUUCUCCAGGUCUGGGGUGGAGCCCUGCGACAGGCCACUCAUUCAGCAGUAUUUUAUGUGGAUUUUGGAGUAGCACUUUCAGCCCUUGGGUUUUGGAAUCCUAACUAAGGUUGUCCAGGCUGCUUCCUCCCUUAUAGGUCAUGCAUUUUUAGUGAUAGCACAACUUCACAUCAGGGCUCAGAGCACAGCUGGGAAUCAUCACAGGAACACUCAUUCCCUUGUUCCUGUUACUGCAUGGGAGUGCAGGAGAGGAGGGCAGGGGCAACAAUGCAAGGAUGGGGACAUGCAACCAAGGGAGAAAGCACAUCACUGCCUUUUGUAGGGUUUCACCAAAAUAAGUGAGUUUAUGUAAACUGCUUUUUAACUGUUACGAACAGAGGUAGAGAUUAGGCAGCACAUGUAAUCUGUUACUGCCUAGCCAGGAUCUGUAAACAUAAAAUGCAGUCCCCUGCUUCCUCAUUGGAUAAAAAUCUCUUCUAUGAGAAAGAAUUAAGAAAAGCUUUUAGGCUGAUCAUUAUGUACAGUACUAACUCCAGUUCUAGUCCUUCAUCGAAACAGUUCUUUCCAAACUAAGGCCAGCUUUUAUCAAUAGGUUUGCUAAUACUUAUUUGCAUUUUUAAUGUUUCCAUUUG
This is a messenger RNA of Manacus vitellinus (golden-collared manakin), 2899 nucleotides long. It is a transcript of the gene VSTM4, whose product is annotated as V-set and transmembrane domain containing 4. Lineage: Eukaryota; Metazoa; Chordata; Aves; Passeriformes; Pipridae. The transcript is spliced from 8 exons. The record is from RefSeq and is a predicted model, not a curated record. Bases 1 to 969 code for a protein of 322 amino acids.